This is a messenger RNA of Pteropus alecto (black flying fox), 3905 nucleotides long. It is a transcript of the gene TRIM23, whose product is annotated as tripartite motif containing 23. The transcript is spliced from 11 exons. The record is from RefSeq and is a predicted model, not a curated record. Bases 82 to 1806 code for a protein of 574 amino acids. Gene Ontology annotation, cellular component: plasma membrane; cytoplasm; lysosomal membrane. Gene Ontology annotation, biological process: intracellular protein transport; vesicle-mediated transport. Gene Ontology annotation, molecular function: GTPase activity; GTP binding; zinc ion binding. Lineage: Eukaryota; Metazoa; Chordata; Mammalia; Chiroptera; Pteropodidae.
GAGGCCUGUGGGUAGGUGGCUCUACCCCGCCCCUCAGUGGAAGUCCCUGAGGACCGCUUCAGCGGCGCUGCUCCUCCUGGGAUGGCGGCCCUGGUUGUAAACAAGCCUGGAAUGGGACUAGACAGUGGCCGUCAGGGCAGCCGGGGGUCGGCCGUGGUGAAGGUGCUAGAGUGUGGAGUUUGUGAAGAUGUCUUUUCUUUGCAAGGAGACAAAGUCCCUCGCCUUCUUCUCUGUGGUCACACAGUUUGUCAUGACUGUCUCACCCGCCUGCCUCUUCAUGGAAGAGCAAUACGUUGCCCUUUUGAUCGACAAGUAACAGACCUAGGAGAUUCAGGUGUCUGGGGAUUGAAAAAGAAUUUUGCUUUAUUGGAGCUUUUGGAACGACUUCAGAAUGGACAUAUUGGUCAGUAUGGUGGUGCAGAAGAAGCCAUUGGGAUAUCUGGAGAGAGCAUCAUUCGUUGUGAUGAAGAUGAAGCUCACAUCGCAUCUGUAUAUUGCACCGUAUGUGCAACUCAUUUAUGCUCAGAGUGUUCCCAAGUUACUCAUUCUACAAAGACAUUAGCAAAACACAGGCGAGUGCCUCUAGCUGAUAAACCUCAUGAGAAAACCAUGUGCUCUCAGCAUCAGGUGCAUGCCAUUGAGUUUGUUUGCUUGGAAGAAGGCUGUCAAACUAGCCCACUUAUGUGCUGUGUCUGCAAAGAAUAUGGAAAACACCAAGGGCACAAGCAUUCAGUAUUGGAACCAGAAGCCAACCAGAUCCGAGCAUCAAUUUUAGAUAUGGCUCACUGCAUACGGACCUUCACUGAGGAAAUCUCAGAUUAUUCCAGAAAAUUAGUUGGAAUUGUCCAGCACAUUGAAGGAGGAGAACAAAUAGUGGAAGAUGGGAUUGCAAUGGCCCACACAGAACAUGUACCAGGUACUGCAGAGAAUGCCCGGUCAUGUGUCCGAGCUUACUUUUCUGAUCUACAUGAAACUCUGUGUCGUCAAGAAGAAAUGGCUCUAAGUGUUGUUGAUGCUCAUGUUCGAGAAAAAUUGAUUUGGCUCAGGCAGCAACAAGAAGAUAUGACAAUUUUGUUGUCACAGGUUUCAACAGCCUGUCUUCAUUGUGAAAAGACUUUACAACAGGAUGACUGUAGAGUCGUUUUGGCAAAACAAGAAAUUACAAGGUUACUGGAAACAUUGCAAAAACAGCAGCAGCAGUUUACAGAGGUUGCAGAUCACAUUCAGUUGGAUGCCAGCAUCCCUGUGACUUUUACAAAGGACAAUAGAGUUCACAUUGGACCAAAAAUGGAAAUUCGAGUUGUUACAUUAGGAUUAGAUGGAGCCGGGAAAACCACUAUUUUGUUUAAGUUAAAACAGGAUGAGUUUAUGCAGCCUAUUCCAACAAUUGGUUUUAAUGUGGAAACCGUAGAAUAUAAAAAUCUAAAGUUCACUAUUUGGGAUGUUGGUGGAAAACACAAAUUAAGACCAUUGUGGAAACAUUAUUACCUCAAUACCCAAGCUGUUGUAUUUGUUGUUGAUAGCAGUCAUAGAGACAGAAUUAGUGAAGCACACAGUGAACUUGCAAAAUUGUUAACGGAAAAAGAACUCCGAGAUGCUUUGCUCCUGAUUUUUGCUAACAAACAGGAUGUUGCUGGAGCUGUGUCAGUAGAAGAGAUCACUGAACUUCUCAGUCUUCAUAAACUGUGCUGUGGUCGUAGCUGGUUCAUCCAGGGCUGUGAUGCUCGAAGUGGUAUGGGACUAUAUGAAGGGUUGGACUGGCUCUCACGGCAACUUGUGGCUGCUGGAGUAUUGGAUGUUGCUUGAUUUUAAAUGCAACAGUUGUUUAAAGUUUUGUGGUUAAGAGUUAUUUUGCACAUAUGUUCUAAGACAUUCUACAUCUCAAAGAUAGUUAAUUUAGGAUAAGUAUAUAAAAGGAAUCUUGGACUGGGAAUUCGGUACAAUAUUGCUUUUUAAAAAAUUAUUCUGUAGUGAAAUUUAAAUUCUGAUUGAACAGAUUAAAUUGGAUUAAAUAGGGUUUUGCGUAUACAUUUUUUAAAAAUAUACAUUGGUUAUUUAAGUUUUUCAGAUUAUUUUGACACAUAUAUUGAGAAGUAGUUACAGAGAAAGGGUAGGUGAAGGUUUCUUCUUAUAGCCAACUGAGUGCCUAAUGGAACCUCUGUGUCAAGUAAGUGAAGCAUAGCUUCUUUUUUAACUUGCCUUUUCACUGAAUUUUGGCAGUAAUUAGUAGUAAAACGACAGUGAUUUAAUGAAACAGAAUCCACAAAUUGCAUCUUUGGAUAAUAGAAUUACUUUUAUCUUUAGGUAUAACAGAACACCUUUAAUGCUAAGACUAUAAGCUAUAGAUAAUUAACUUUAUAAAGCGUUUUAUUAAAACUUACUCCUAAAGCAUUUUGUAUAAAACCCAGUGAGUCAGAAUGAAAUGUUAUCUAACUAGGCCUGAUUGUCAGAUUUGUACUAAACUGAAGAACAAUUAAUAAAACUGUGAAGUCAGUUAUGUUCUAGUUGAUCUUCACUUAUGAAAGACCCAUUUCCAGAGCUGACCCUGGUUGUAUUAUUUCCUAGGUCAGAGCUUUAAAUUGGUCUAUUUUUUCAACAUAUUUAAAGUACUUGGUAGUGUUUCUUUUAAAAAUAAUAUUGCAUCUGUAGUGACAUGACUAUACGUGAAAUGUAUUAAGUUAUAUACAGAACCAGGGUUGGCUUUACAUAAGAGAUCUAAGUAGAAAAUCACCUUCACCCUUAAGAGACGUUUAAACAGUGGGGAAAGAUUAUUACAUCAAUUACUUUAAAAUGUUUUCCUAAACUAAGUGCAUUUAUCUUGACCAAACAUGAUCAAGGCUCUUCAUGACAAGACCUUGAAAAGUUAUUUAAAAGAACAUGUCUAAGGAAGGAAAAGAAGAAACGUUCAAAAAGUUUACAUUACAUUAAAUUAUGCAUUAUUGAGGGUAAAAGUUUAAAAAUUUUGUGCUCUUUACUGUUUUUCAUUUUUUUAAGGAUACUCCCUUAUUAUGGCAGUACAACUUAUUAUAUUUAAACAUACUAGAUUGGAUUUUAUGGUUUUUUAAAAAUACUUUUUCUAUUUUUAGGAUGAGGUUGAAUCCUAAAUCUUAGUUGGAAACUACUAUCAGGACAUUGAUGUGUGAUGACAAGAUGUGACUUUUAGGUGGAGUUAUUAGUCUCUUCAAAUGUAUUUUUGUUUAAAAACAACUUUCAGAAAACAAAGCAUUUAAAAAAAAGGUCCAGUGUUAUGGGCAAUGUGUAAAUAAGUAAAUAUAUUGUCCUUAUUUUUCAAGUAAAAGGUCAUGCUGUUACAAGUGUAAUUUGUGCAUAUACUUUUGGAUUAAAUUAUUUAAUAUUUGACUGAUUGCAAGAACUGUGAAAAAUAAAAACGGUGUUAUAUUUGCCUGUGAGCCCUUGAACUGUUUUCUCUACUAGGUUGAGAACAUGUAAACUUGUUUUCCUUGUAUAUUGUAUAUUUCACCAAUUUUAUUAAACUUUGUAAUUCACAUUCUUAGCACAUUACUAAACACAAUUUAAAAAUUGUGCUUAGACCUGAUUAUAAUGUAUAAUAGUAGUGUUUGUGUGUGAUUUUUUUUUUUUAAAGAAAUAUUUUUCUCAGGCUCUUAUUAUUACUAUUUGUGGUUGUAUUCUUUCACUAAUCAUGUUAAUGAUUGUACUCGUUCCCUCUGGGAAAUGUCAAAUUUAAGAAUGAGAGACAUUUUAAACACCUAGCUUUAAAUUUCUGUGUGAAAUGAAACCCUAAAUAUUACUGUAUGAUUUAUGUAAAGCAGGUUUUUCAAGUGUAUAGCCCUGGUCUGUAAUUCCGGAGUGCUUUAUAAUUACCAGAAGCCAUUAUUUGCAUUCCACAUAUGGUCAGAAUAGACAGCAAUAAAAUCUUAAAAUCA